GAGGUCAAGGAAACUGUAACUUUUUUUGCUCCACUCACCUGACUUCUGUCAGCAUGCAAACGCUGCAUAGAUGAUUCACCCUGUAAAGAGACAUCACUGGGAAGGAACAGGGUCUAAUGAUGUAGCAUCAACAGGGGACUUACAUGUGGGCAAUGAUUCAAGACAGUCCCAUCACAGUCAGUAUGGAAGUGCAGACAACCUCUCUGGUCUCGAUAUACGUUAACGCCACAGUGAACACUUCAUAUGAGUACAACGCGACAGAUUUGACCGAAGACUCAAACCGAUCUUACACCAUCGGCCUCUUCCUGUCCUGCCUGUACACCAUCCUCCUCUUUCCUAUUGGAUUUAUCGGCAACAUCUUAAUCCUGGUGGUGAACCUGAACCACAGAGAGAAGAUGACCAUCCCCGACCUUUACUUUGUCAACCUGGCUGCAGCCGACCUCAUCCUGGUGGCUGACUCCCUCAUCGAGGUCUUCAAUCUGAACGAGAAAUACUACGACUACGCCGUCCUCUGCACCUUCAUGUCGCUGUUCCUGCAGGUCAACAUGUACAGCAGCAUCUUCUUCCUCACAUGGAUGAGCGUUGACCGAUACAUUGCCAUAGCUAGCUCCAUAAGCAGCAGCCCUCUGAGAACUAUGCAGCACGCCAAGCUCAGCUGCGGCCUCAUCUGGAUGGCGUCCAUCUUGGCCACGCUGCUGCCCUUCACCAUCGUGCAGACGCAGCACAGGGGCGAGGUGCACUUCUGCUUCGCCAACGUCUUGGAGAUCCAGUGGCUGGAGGUCACCAUCGGCUUUUUGGUGCCCUUCACCAUCAUUGGUCUCUGCUACUCUCUGAUCGGGCGAAUCCUCAUGAGGGCGCAGAAGCACCGAGGACUGUGGCCCAGGCGGCAGAAGGCCCUGCGCAUGAUCGUGGUGGUGGUUCUGGUGUUCUUCAUCUGCUGGCUGCCGGAGAACGUCUUCAUCAGCAUCCAGCUCCUGCAGGGCACGGCGGACCCCGCCCAGAAGACAGCUACCACCCUGUGGCACGACUACCCGCUCACAGGACACAUUGUUAACCUGGCAGCUUUCUCCAACAGCUGCCUCAACCCCAUUAUCUACAGCUUUCUAGGAGAGACGUUCAGGGACAAGCUGCGGCUCUUCGUUAAGCAGAAGGCCAGCUGGUCAGUGGUGAACCGCUUCUGCCACCACACCCUCGAUCUACACCUCCCUGUCAGGACCGUGGUGUCAGAGGUGUGACUGAUAGGAAGAGGGACAAGAAACUCACAAGGUGUGCUAAAAACUCAAACAUUUCACCCAGUGUGAAAAAUAACCUCAGCUUUCUUCAUCUGGUCUGCCUCUCAGUUAACCUGCUCACUUUCUGAACAAAAACACAAAAGCACCAAAAAUAUACACUCAAGUAAGAAUGGGAAUGACUCAUGUAGAUUACAGUACAAUGCACAUAAGGUACUUGAAGCUAUGUUCAUGUUUUCAUACAUGUUUAAUUAUGUACUUAUUGUUUUCGGUGUGUGUUUUUUUCUUCAAAAAGUGUGUUUGAUGGAAAGGAGCAAAAUGUCAGCUUCUGUCCUUUUAAGGCGAUGGAUAGAUGAGUGUCAGAGGACAACAGCUUUUGUGUAAGACAGACAAUAAUAAGUGAUCUGUCAUGCAAAAUAACAUGUUCUGGCUCUGUGUGGGAUUACCUGCAGCAAUAGCAAAGGCUGCAGCUCGGCAUGCACAGAGGAGAUAAUGCAUCACAUCAAAUCUAAUCAGGCAAGGCAGGGGUCACUUCAGUUAAACCCCACAUGGAAACACCUGUAUAAUGAUGUAUAACCUAGGGCUGCAACCAUUAGUCGACUUAUUUUCAGAAAAAAUAAUCACCAACGUCUUUGAUAAUUGGUUAAUGGUUAAAGUUGGUUUGCAUGCAAAAAUGGCAAAAAAUGAUGUUUUUAGCCUCUCAAAUGUGUUUCAUUUUAUAUAAAAAGGCAAUAUAUUUAGAUUUUGGACUGACCAAACAAAAUAUUGACAUACAUCACCUUGAAAUUAGAGGGAUAGGGAUGGACAUGUUUCCAAAUAAUCAGCAGAUUAAUUGAAAAUGACAAUAAUAUCUAAUGUAAUACACACCAUGAACACCAUCAUUGACAAAAUAGCAUUACAGGUAGAAAAAACCCAAAGAGGCAACAAGUAGCAGUGACUUUCUUUUCACUGUAAAUAUAACUGUACCCCUGUCUGUUUUUCUUCUGUUGAGCGGAAAUGUCCUUUUGUAAAGCUAAAC
Molecule: messenger RNA, 2247 nt
Organism: Trematomus bernacchii (emerald rockcod)
Lineage: Eukaryota; Metazoa; Chordata; Actinopteri; Perciformes; Nototheniidae
Gene: gper1
Product: G protein-coupled estrogen receptor 1
Exons: 1
Coding region: 144-1235 (363 amino acids)
Biological process (GO): G protein-coupled receptor signaling pathway; cellular response to estradiol stimulus
Cellular component (GO): membrane
Molecular function (GO): nuclear estrogen receptor activity; G protein-coupled receptor activity
Source: RefSeq, a predicted model, not a curated record